AUGUUUGUGAUUGUGCCCAAGCACAGUGGUCCCGUCGCUCACCUCGAGCCAGGCGAGAGCGCUCGUGGGCUGACACGCACGCCGAACGCGUGUCAAGGCUGCAAAGUGCGCAAGGCCAAGUGCGAUGGCGCAAAGCCGUGUUCGCGCUGUCGCGCACGCAACAUCCUCUGCCUCUACGACAAGAUGGACGCAGCCAAACUGGCGCUAUCCAUGACCCCAGAGCGGGGCAUGAUGCUACAAGAACAGAACGACCGCCUCGCGCGCGCGCUGCGCCGAAUGGCUACACGUCUCGAUGUGCUUGAGUCCCGGCACGGCUAUCUCAGCGGCGUGAACGGCCAGAGCACCGAUGGUCUGGGCGAGUCCUCAGAUAACGCUCAACAUGCCGAUAUCACCGGGAUACUUGACCGCUAUGCUCCCGAGUCUGCGGACCUCGGCGCGAUGCAGGAGUCCCCCGAGAGCAGUCACCCCAGCGCCAGCAAAUCUGUAACAUACCAGUCGAAAAAGCGGCGCGUCGAUGAUGAUGGUGGCGAUGGUAGCAGCGAACAAGACAGCCCGUCUCAUAUGAUCGUGCCUAUUUCACACGUACAAACCCAGCAAAUGAUCGACGCCGAGCUUCCAACUAGCAACAUGCAGCCUACACCAGGACUACUUGCCACGGAUCACAUGGCAGCCGCUACAACCGCAAACCCAGCUACGCUUGAUCCCCAUCUGCAAGCCUAUCAGACGCUAUUACAGAUGUCGCAAGCACACAAAACGCGAGCAACGCACCUCAGAGACCAAGGAGGCAUGGCUCCCGGGUUUCCCGACGUCGCCAAUACCUAUGGUGCUGUGCCGGCCUCAUUGGGAUUCAAUGGACAAGGUGAAUCGCUGCAUCUGCCCCCAGGUCCCUCGAGAAAUGGGUCCACAGCUCUGAACGGGGACUUCUCAGACACUCUGUUGGACUUGGUCGACUGGGAUAUGAGUCUAGAAAGUUGCGAUCCCAUUACUUGGGAUUGGACCCAAAAUGGGCAGUGA
This is a messenger RNA of Dissoconium aciculare CBS 342.82, 1014 nucleotides long. RefSeq lists its product as uncharacterized. Lineage: Eukaryota; Fungi; Ascomycota; Dothideomycetes; Mycosphaerellales; Dissoconiaceae. The transcript is spliced from 2 exons. The coding region runs from base 1 to 1014 and encodes 337 amino acids. Gene Ontology annotation, molecular function: zinc ion binding; RNA polymerase II cis-regulatory region sequence-specific DNA binding; DNA-binding transcription factor activity, RNA polymerase II-specific. Gene Ontology annotation, cellular component: nucleus. The record is from RefSeq and is a predicted model, not a curated record. Gene Ontology annotation, biological process: positive regulation of transcription from RNA polymerase II promoter by galactose.